This is a messenger RNA of Lobosporangium transversale, 3145 nucleotides long. Its product is annotated as Hsp70 protein-domain-containing protein. Gene Ontology annotation, molecular function: ATP binding; ATP-dependent protein folding chaperone; misfolded protein binding. The coding region runs from base 114 to 2900 and encodes 928 amino acids. Gene Ontology annotation, cellular component: plasma membrane; cytosol; nucleus. Gene Ontology annotation, biological process: cellular response to unfolded protein; vesicle-mediated transport; protein refolding. The transcript has 9 exons. Lineage: Eukaryota; Fungi; Mortierellomycota; Mortierellomycetes; Mortierellales; Mortierellaceae. The record is from RefSeq and is a predicted model, not a curated record.
AGCUAUUUCAACUAUUUCAAAGAAAUAAGUCGUGGACACAGCACGGCUACAGUGACACAUUACACAGAAUAGCAGGCAGUAUCUAUUUUUUUUUUUCUUUUUUUUUAAAAAAAAUGAAAGACCAAGCACAAGAUCUGCUAUUGUUGAUCAAAAGACAGCUUCUUCAGAUGCGUCCGUUGCAUCGGUUCCAGUGGUCCUUGCCUGGUGCAGCCCCAUCACUUUCUGUCACAAGUCCUGAGAUACAACAGGCUAUUCUCAACCAGAUAUUUUAUGAUAAAAACGUUAUGAAGUACCCACCAUCGCUAAUCUACCAAUACUCGUUCCUCAAGAAAUUAAUUGGUAUGAUCGAGCAAGAGGGCCAGCAUGAGGUUUCAAGUGAUUUAUUAGAAAUAUUCACAGAACUAUUGAUAACUGCCCCUAGAAGGCCUGAGAACGGCGGUCCACCACUAACACCCUGCUUCAAGUCUUACUGUUUGGAUGACGAGUGCAAAAAGAUUGUCACUGUCAUGGAGGAACAGACAACCAUUUCGUCAGGCACCACUGGAUUGCGUACUUGGGAAGCGAGUUUUUGGUUGGCGGAAUACUUAAUCGCCCAUACGGGUCUUCUUGCUGGCAAGAAUGUAGUUGACAUUGGUUGUGGUGUCGGUUUUCUCGGCAUCUCCUGUGCUAUGCUUGGGGCGAGAAAGGUUGUUUUGACAGACGGAAACACUGAAGUAUUAGCCAUGGCCAGCCAGAACAUCGGAUAUAACAAUAUGCCUUGUCCGACAACAGCAAGUCUUUUGGACUGGGAAAGUUUUACAGAACAACAGGUCGCUGCUUUAGAAGCUGAGGUUUUAAUUAUGUCUGACCUGACGUAUGAUCCAACAAAUAUAGUCCCCCUGGUAUCAUUACUCAAGGUGAUUCUCAUAAGGGGUGUUUCCGCAUACAUGUCGUCUGCUAUCAGAAACCCUCAGACGUUUGUUGACUUUUUCGAUCGGAUCACUGUCGGUAUCGAUCUCGGUACUACCUACUCUUGCGUUGCCGUCUGGCAAAACGACCGUGUCGAAAUUAUCGCCAACGAUCAGGGUAACCGCACCACUCCCUCAUAUGUAGCCUUCACCGAUAGCGAGCGUCUCAUCGGUGAUGCUGCUAAGAACCAGGUCGCCAUGAACCCCAUCAACACUGUUUUCGAUGCCAAGCGCCUUAUCGGUCGCCGUUUCGAUGACAAGGAUGUUCAGUCUGAUAUGAAGCACUGGCCCUUCAAGGUCGUCGAUAGGGGCACUAAGCCUUACAUCCAGGUUGAAUUCAAGGGCGAGACCAAGACCUUCACCCCUGAGGAGAUUUCCUCUAUGGUUUUGUCCAAGAUGCGUGAGACCGCAGAGUCUUAUCUCGGUACCGCUGUCACCAACGCUGUUGUUACUGUCCCCGCUUACUUCAAUGACUCUCAGCGUCAGGCCACCAAGGAUGCUGGUGCCAUCGCUGGUAUGAACAUCCUUCGUAUCAUUAAUGAGCCCACUGCCGCCGCCAUCGCCUACGGUUUGGAUAAGAAGACCGCCGGAGAGAAGAACGUCCUCAUUUUCGAUCUUGGUGGUGGUACUUUCGAUGUGUCACUCCUCACCAUUGAAGAUGGUAUCUUCGAGGUCAAGGCCACCGCUGGUGACACUCACUUGGGAGGAGAGGAUUUCGACAACCGCCUCGUCAACCACUUCGUUCAGGAGUUCAAGCGCAAGCACAAGAAGGAUCUUUCUUCCAACCCUCGUGCUCUUCGUCGUCUCCGCACUGCUUGCGAGCGUGCUAAGCGCUCUCUCUCUUCCUCUGCUCAGACCUCUAUUGAGAUUGACUCCCUCUUCGAAGGUAUUGACUUCUACACUUCCUUGACUCGUGCUCGUUUUGAGGAGCUCAACCAGGAUCUCUUCCGCAACACUAUGGAGCCUGUCGAGAAGGUUCUCCGUGAUUCCAAGAUCGACAAGGGUUCUGUCGACGAGAUCGUCCUUGUCGGUGGUUCCACCCGUAUCCCCAAGAUCCAGAAGAUGGUCUCUGACUUCUUCAACGGCAAGGAGCCCAACAAGUCCAUCAACCCUGAUGAGGCUGUUGCCUAUGGUGCUGCCGUCCAGGCUGCUAUCUUGACUGGCGAUACCUCUGAAAAGACCCAAGACCUUCUCUUGCUCGAUGUCGCCCCUCUCUCCCUUGGUAUUGAGACUGCAGGAGGUGUCAUGACUGCUCUUAUCAAGCGUAACACCACCGUCCCCACCAAGAAGUCCGAGACCUUCUCUACCUAUGCCGAUAAUCAGCCCGGUGUCUUGAUUCAGGUCUAUGAAGGUGAGCGUGCUCGCACCAAGGACAACAACAUGCUCGGCAAGUUCGAGCUCACUGGUAUCCCACCUGCUCCUCGUGGUGUUCCUCAAAUUGAGGUCGUCUUUGAUGUCGAUGCCAACGGUAUUUUGAACGUCUCUGCUGUCGAGAAGUCGACUGGCCGUGCCAACAAGAUUACCAUCACCAACGACAAGGGUCGCCUUUCCAAGGAGGAUAUCGAGCGCAUGGUUGCUGAGGCUGAGAAGUACAAGGCUGAGGAUGAGGCUGCCACUGCUCGCAUCCAAGCCAAGAACGGACUCGAGUCCUUUGCCUUCAACAUCAAGAACUCUUUGAGUGACGAGAAGGUCGGAGGCAAGCUUGAUGAGGCCGAUAAGAAGAAGCUCACUGAGGCCUGCGAUGAGGUCAUCUCAUGGUUGGAUUCUAACCAGGAGGCUGAGAAGGAGGAAUUCGAGGCUAAGCAGAAGCAUCUCGAGGAGGUCUCCAACCCCAUCAUGAUGAAGCUCUAUGGCGGCGCUGGUGGUGUUCCCCCUAUGGGCGGCGCCGGCGCUGCUCCUGGCGGCUUCCCCAGCGAGGGUGCCUCCGAGCCCACUAUCGAGGAGGUCGACUAAAUACCCUGCCAAGUAUUUUUUUUACAUCUUCCUUUUUUUUCAUAGACAUUUCGAGUCUCCUCUCCUCCCCUUUAAAAUAUCUUGUAUUUUGUUCUUUCCUUCGUACAUACAGUACUUUUUCUUAAUUCAUUGCAUAUCAUCCUGUACAGUUGGCAAUAAAAGAUAAAGCAAAUAGAAACAUUUUACAAGUAAUGUUUUUACAUGACAUCUUUAGUAAUCUUUAAUUGGAUAUCAUUUUCUCUGGC